Molecule: messenger RNA, 4541 nt
Organism: Lytechinus pictus (painted urchin)
Lineage: Eukaryota; Metazoa; Echinodermata; Echinoidea; Temnopleuroida; Toxopneustidae
Product: sialic acid synthase-like
Exons: 7
Coding region: 157-1218 (353 amino acids)
Biological process (GO): carbohydrate biosynthetic process
Molecular function (GO): N-acylneuraminate-9-phosphate synthase activity
Source: RefSeq, a predicted model, not a curated record
ACAUGUACUAUGUAGCUAGCUAGCUCGAGCCGCGCUAUCGCUACGAUAUCGCGAUAUACCGCGCCGGUAGCUAGAUAAUUUAGAUCAGCAACGCUAUUAUUCUUGAUACCAGUCACGAAAGUUCUGUCUCUAAGUCGCCUCUGCAUUUGAUCAAAAAUGACUCUUGAAUUUGAAAUUGCUCCAGGAAGGAUGAUCGGAAAGGAUCAUCCAUGUUUCAUCAUUGCAGAAAUUGGACAAAAUCACCAGGGAGACAUCAAUAUCGCGAAACAACUCAUAAAAGUUGCAAAGGAUGCGGGUGCUGACUGCGCCAAGUUCCAGAAGAGUGAGCUGGAUUUCAAAUUCAACCGUGCUGCCCUUGAGAAGCCUUACACAUCAAAGCAUUCCUUUGGCAAGUCCUAUGGAGAGCACAAGAGGUUCUUAGAGUUUAGCCAUGAGCAAUUCAGAGAGCUACAGGCUUAUGCUAAAGAGAUCGGCAUCUACUUCACAGCAUCUGGUAUGGACGAGAAAGCUGUGGAAUUUCUAGAUUCUAUCAAUGUGCCUUUCUUCAAAGUUGGAUCUGGCGAUACUAAUAAUUUGCCUUACAUCGAGAAGGUUGCUAAGAUGAACAGACCUAUGGUGGUAUCAUCUGGGAUGCAAUCAAUGGAGACAAUGACUAGGGUCUACGAGACAUGUAAAAAGUACAACGACAAGUUCUGUAUACUCCAGUGUACUAGUGCCUAUCCUCUACAUCCAGAAGACGUUCACCUUAGGAUUAUACAGGUGUUCCAAGAGGUUUUUCCUGAUAUACCAAUUGGUUACUCCGGUCAUGAAGGAGGUCUUUCUAUAACCCUGGCAGCCGUAGCCUUGGGGGCAAAGGUCGUAGAGCGACAUAUCACCAUGGACAAGUCAUGGAAAGGCAAUGAUCAUGAAGCAUCUCUCAAUCCUCAGGAAUUAGCAGAGCUUGUGAGAGAGAUCCGUAUUGUAGAGAGGUCACUGGGGUCAAGGGUCAAAGAGAUGAGAGAAUGUGAGCUACCAACCUUCAACAAGCUUGGGAAGAGCGUCGUGGCUGCCAAAGACAUUCCCGCAGGUACGGUCAUCACCAAGGAAAUGCUGACCGUCAAAGUAGCCGUGCCCAAAGGCAUUCUUCCAGAAACCAUCUAUAACCUGAUAGGAAAACGUACCGCCAAAGCCCUCAGCUAUGACGACUCUGUAGAACAGGAUGCUAUAGUGUGGGACUAGGCGUUGCUCCAUCAUUCAAUCAUGUUCUUGUACUUAUUUUAGGUGCCAUUUUUCAGGUGUUAUUCCCACCUAUUCUCAGUGAAAAUUUAGGCUCUUAGGCUCUUUUCUAGAAAAAAUUGGUGCUCAAUGGGUUCAUGAUUCUUUUCAUACUUGUUGGGUAAAAGCAAUUGGCAUCUAUGGUUUUGUUACAGCUCAUAGCCUUGCAUCGUAAAUGACGAUAUCAAGUAAACAAUGCUAGAUGUGAAUGACAUUUGCUUUUAGCCAAUCAAAUGCCAGUAUUCAGUAGCUUGUAACUUCUUUUUCAGGAUAUGAAAACAGGGCCUUGAUAUUAUCUCAUCGUAAUCUACAUAUUUUCUGUGCCAUAUAUUAUUGAAUUAUGAUCACCUUUCAAUUAAAUGCUGCAUAUCCUGUUAGUAAAGACAAUGAUUUACAUAUACGUGCAUACUCUCAGACUGAUGUUCCUAUGGAGCGUAUCUUGUGCUUAACCCAUUAUAUUAAUGGAGCCAAAUCGUCCCUGUACAAAGCAUAUAGGAAUUGCAGGGAUCGGUGGUCAAUAGCGUAUAGGGAAGCCUUGUGGGGAUAUGUUUCGUUUUGGUCUAACACCAGAUAGGUGUUUAUACAACACCAAUUAGUAUUAAAACAGCAUCGGUUUGAUUGCAAACUGGUGUUGUUUCAAUACUUCUCUGGUGUGGACAUAUAUAGAUUCCGGGCUGGUGUUAAAUCAACACCGGAGUUUUUGCAGUGUACCUGGUCAAAAGUCUGAAACAUAUAUUUUUAGCAGCAAUCCACUAUAUGGCACUGUGUGUUUAUUCAUAGGAUGUGUAUUUUUAAUCCCAUGUGGACAUAUUUUGUUAAUGUUGGGUAUUUGAGCUCAAUGUCCAAGAACAAAUUGUGUCUUUCCAGUCUACAUGUUAGACCCACAGAUUUGGUGUACAAGUGAAAGUGGUCAAUACUGUGCUCAAAUUUAUGAAAUUAUAAAUAUAUGUAAUUUUCAUACUAAAACACAUCACAAAUAAAACACCAGUGCUGCCAAGUAGUACUGGUUUUCAGUAAUUAUUAACUGAAAAGUGAGAAAGAAUACUGGUUUCAUGCAAAAUACUGAUUUCUUAAGUUUCAGUUACGUGUUGUCCUAUGGUAUUUCUGUGAACAUACUGAUUUUCUUACCAAAAUACUGAAAUGUUCUUGAUCUGGUUGGCAUCUCUGAAACAUAUCAAGAUUCAAUCAUUGUUACACAGUGGAGGAGUUAUUGAAAGCCGGAGACUUGGCGACAAUGACUCCUUUGGUAUAGAAUACCUAAGGAAUCAGACAUGAUUGUCUGUGUUCAAAUAUCAAUAUACAUGUAUAUCUGUUCUAGGUUGAUUAAAGCCAAAUAAUUAUGAUCAGUAUUGUGUACAUAAAGGCUACUGUAUGGCAGCAUUUGGGGCAUAGGAAUGGAGUAGAUCUUUAUCAAAUAAACCAGUACUUUGGUUGUAAACCUUGACUGCCAAUGUCUAAUGCAUCAUUCUCGUUAAAUCAACUAGAAACUUAUUCAUAGCACUGAAAUAGAAGCAUAAAAUCAGAUGAAUUGGCAUACCUGUUUUGUUUUUUGUUUUUUAGAAAUUUUCAAUCCAAUAACCAUAAGCUAUUGAAAAAGUAAAUUCAUAUCAAAUAUCAGUCAUUUUAUUUCAUUUAUUUAUUUUUUUAUUGUCCUGUAACAUUUGUACUGUUCAAAAAUAAAUCUUAGAGAAAAAAAAAAUAAUUUCCAGUUUGAAGAGAAGUUAUAUGUUUCUGGCUAGCUUAAAAAAAAAUAUUGCAUGGGAGUCUGGAAUUGAACUUAACUUCUAUAAACAUAUUAGUCUAACUUUUUAUGUAUUUAUUAGCUGAAGUCUGUUACUUUUCUUUUGCAAUAGCAUGUACCCUCUAAUGUCAAUUAGUGGCAUAUCCAGAUCUAUGUUUGUUUAAAAAACAAUCUUUUUUAAGUUUCUCCUGUUUUUAAGAUCUUUGCUUUCAUAGAGUAGUUAUUAGGAGCCUUAUUCAUAAUUUUGAAUCAGUAAAAUACAUUUACACCAAUGAAUGAAUAAAAGAAGUUAAUAUGAGACCCAUUUUUUUUAUAGUACAAUUUAACCUGUAACCUACUGGAAUCGUAACUACAGUCUAGAUUUCAGGUGUCGGCAGGUUGAUGUAAUGAUAUCGACGUGACAUUUACCAGUUAUUAGGUCUACGUAAAAUUUGUGGAAUGUUGGAUAUUGCCCAAUACUAAGUUGCCCAAAUCAUUAUAUAAAGAAUAUUUAUUGCACUAUGCUAUCCUAGGGUAUUAUUUGAUUCAAAUAUUUUGCAAACAAAUGCCCAUAUUCUGAAAUCUGAUUAAGCUUAGGCCAUGGUCUUACUCUGCUCAAAUUAUGGGAAGCCAAGAUGUCAACAUUUUGUGAACAUUGUAUGUUUCUUAUGGUUACCAUGCCCUUUUAUUAUGAUAUGAUGGCGGAGAAAACUGAUUCAGUUAUUAUUCCCAGACAUUUAUAAAUGACAUGGUUAACAGAGGAGAUGAUAAAUCAAACCUGUAUUGUUCAAAAGAUUUCUGUCCCAGUUGGCUUACCAUAGUUAAACCACAACUUAAAGGGGAAGUUCACCCUGAAGAAAACUUUGUCGUAAAAAUAGCAGAAAAAAUAUUUAAAAAUAUUGGUGAAGGUUUGAGGAAAUUCCGUUAAAGAGUAAGAAAGUUAUUAGAAUUCAAAGUUUUGGAUUUGUGACGUCAUAAACGAGCAGCUGCCCCAUGUGUUAUGUAAUAUAAAAUGCAUGAAUUUCAAAUUUUGUAUGGUUCCUGAUGACUUAAUUUUGUUUUCUAUUCAUGAUCGGGUGUGAAAUGAUUUGUCUAUUGAUAUACAAAAGGUACAGUGAAAACCAUUUUCAAUUUUCUGAGAAAGUGACAUUUCAUUGAUUUUUUACCAUUCGCUAUGUAGGAAUGCUGCUCGCAUAUGACGUCACAAAUCAAAUAAUUGAAAUUCUAAUAACUUUUUAAUUAUUUGAUGAAUUUUUCUCAAACCUUGGGCAAUAUUUUUUAUUAUUUUUUCUGCUAUUUUUACAAUAAACUUUUUGUCAGGGUGAACUUCCCCUUUAAGACCAGAGUUUGAAUGAAACCAGAGUUCAGAGUAUGAGUCAAUGUGUGUAAUAAUACCUGACAAUCAUUGGACAUUCCUGAUGACUAUUGAUAGAGAUAGAUAUAUGAUAUCUCAUUUUGAUUUUUCCAAAAAAUUAAUUUGAUGAUUUUUUUAAAUAUGUAAUCAGUUUGUGUUUAAACAUGAUUAUUCGUCCACGAUGAUUUAAUAAAUUUCUAAUUUAAAUCUAAA